Brassica oleracea var. oleracea is the source of this 1131-nucleotide messenger RNA. RefSeq names its product homeobox-leucine zipper protein ATHB-7-like. Bases 87 to 800 code for a protein of 237 amino acids. Lineage: Eukaryota; Viridiplantae; Streptophyta; Magnoliopsida; Brassicales; Brassicaceae. Gene Ontology annotation, molecular function: DNA-binding transcription factor activity, RNA polymerase II-specific; sequence-specific DNA binding. The transcript has 2 exons. The record is from RefSeq and is a predicted model, not a curated record. Gene Ontology annotation, cellular component: nucleus. Gene Ontology annotation, biological process: positive regulation of DNA-templated transcription.
GAGAGAGAGAGAGAGAGAGAACCAGCAACACAAAAACAGAGAUUCCAAAAAAAAAGAUACAACAAAAAUCAUAAAUCAUCUUAGGGAUGAUGUCAGCAGAUCCUUUCAUGACCAUGAAGAAGAUAAAGAAGAGCAGUCACAACGAGAAAAAUCAGAGAAGGUUUAGCGACGAGCAGAUCAAAUCACUGGAGAUGAUGUUCGAGUCUGAGACGAGGCUGGAGCCAAGGAAGAAGGUUCAGUUAGCGAGAGAGCUUAGCUUGCAGCCUAGGCAAGUGGCUAUAUGGUUUCAGAACAAGAGAGCUCGUUGGAAAUCUAAGCAGCUAGAGACAGAGUUCAACAUUCUCACACAAAACUACAAGGACUUGGCUUCUCAGUUCGAGUCACUCAAGAAAGAAAAUCAAGGUUUAGUCUCUGAGUUGGAUAGACUAAACGAGGCUAUGCAGAAAAAAAGAGUCGAGGGAAGAGAGUGUUGUGGUGAUCAAACGGUGGUAGCUCUAAGCAUCACGGAUCAUGAAUCAGAAAAGGAAGAGAACACGAAGCCCGAACCGGAGGAGGUUAGGCCAGAUAUGGAGGUGUAUGAGAAGGGUCAUCAUGAUGAUUAUGGGUACAAUAGCCACAUCAAGAGAGAGUAUUUUGGUGGGUUUGAAGAAGAAGCAGAUCAUUUGAUGAACAUUGUGGAACCAGCUGAUAGUUGCUUGACAUCAUCUGUUGGCUGGAGAGGUUUCAAAACAAAUACUAAUAUCUUGGACCAAUCUAGCAGCAAUUACCCAUGGUGGCAUUUUUGGUCAUCAACUAUAUAAGCUCUAAAUAAACAUAUAAGAUGAAGAGAAAACUACGUAUCUUUAGUUUUUAUAUUGGAUAUCAAAAGCUAUAAGUCUGCAUCACGUGAUAUAGAGGUGUUUGGUCCAGCAAAUGACUCGUCGAUGGCGAGAAUUUUGGCAGGAUUUUGAGCUCAAAUCUCAUGGUUUUGUCUGUAUAAAUUGUGUUAAAAAGAGUAGGUAUUUUCUCAGUUGGUCUUUAUUAUUCUGUUAUAAGUAAUAAGUACUCCUCAUGCUUUGUAGCUAAGUAGUUAGUAUAAGACUUGAUUUGGAUGAAUAAAAGAAUCAAAGGCAGAGAAUCAUCUAUGUUAUA